Dinoponera quadriceps is the source of this 582-nucleotide messenger RNA. RefSeq lists its product as uncharacterized. Lineage: Eukaryota; Metazoa; Arthropoda; Insecta; Hymenoptera; Formicidae. The transcript has a single exon. The record is from RefSeq and is a predicted model, not a curated record. Bases 1 to 582 code for a protein of 193 amino acids.
AUGGAGCGUGUAUUGGCCGAACAAGAAGCGGUGAUGACCUUGAUCAAUCGCACUAUUAUUAACUUCAAGAAGAUCGGCCAAAAGAAUUAUUCAUCCGCCGCAGCACGUAAUCGUCUAACCAUUGUCCGAGAAUACUGGACACGAUGUCAACAACUGAAUGCCGAAAUCAAGGUCGCUUCGACUACACAGGAUCGUCAAACUCUACUCUAUUUUGUGGAUGAUAAAUUUUCCGUUGCGGAACAAGACUAUUAUCAGGCAUCGGAUUUUCUUAAUGAGAUGCUAGAUAAGUUGAACAAAGACAUUAAAACUCCUUCGCUUAUUAAUUCUAACUCUUCUGCAAUUAGUAAUUGUAACGUUAUGUCAAUACCACUGCCUCGAAUAGAAUUAUCAAAAUUUUUGGGUUUAUAUUCGGAAUGGAUUAGCUUUCGCGAUCUCUUCGAGUCUCUGGUCGGAACUAACGAUAACCUCACUAAUGCUCAGUGUUUGCAUUAUUUAAAGACUAGUCUUACUGGUUAUACUCGAUUGGUUAUUAACAAUAUAACAGUUACCGACUCUAAUUAUGCGAUAGCUUGGAACGCGUAA